AUGGGGUCAUUACCCACCCAGACGAGCUUCGAUGUCGAAGACGUUCUUUCGCGGUUGAACACAGCAGAGAAAGUUGCCCUGUUGUCUGGCAUUGACUUCUGGCACACCGCUCCCGUACAUCGACUGGGAGUGCCAUCUAUACGGGUAUCCGAUGGCCCCAAUGGUGUUCGGGGGACUCGCUUCUUCAACGGCGUCCCGGCUGCCUGUCUUCCUUGUGGGACCGGACUUGCAGCCACGUGGGACACCAAGCUUGUCGGGAAGGGCGGAGCAUUGCAGGGUGCUGAGGCCAUCGCCAAGGGAGCAUCCGUCAUUCUCGGUCCGACCACAAACAUGCAGAGAUCACCAUUGGGCGGUCGUGGAUUUGAGAGUUUCAGCGAGGACCCAUAUCUUGCUGGAGCUAUGAGUGCAGCCACCAUCAACGGUAUCCAAUCGACUGGCGUUGCCGCAACAAUCAAACACUAUGUCUGCAACGACCAGGAGGAUCAAAGACAAGCCGUCGACAGUAUUCUGACAGAACGAGCCCUCCGAGAGAUCUACCUAAUGCCCUUCAUGAUCGCGCAGAGGGACUCGAAGCCAGAUUGCUACAUGACUGCUUACAACAAGGUUAAUGGUACACAUGCAAGCGAGAAUCCGCGGCUGAUCAAGGAUAUUCUUCGUCGUGAAUGGGGCUUUGACGGGUUAACAAUGAGCGACUGGUUCGGGACUUACUCAACCACCGAGGCAAUCAAAGCAGGCCUCGACCUUGAGAUGCCUGGCCCUACCUAUAUUCGGGGACACCUCAUCAACCAAGCCCUCGGCUGUGGCAAGCUUGCGUUACCUGACAUCGACGAAAGAGUUCGUGAAAUCCUCAAGCUGGUCAAGAAGGUCGAACCUCUUGGUAUCCCAGAAAACGCACCGGAGACCACGGUGGACUCUCCCGAAACUUCUGCUCUUCUUCGUUCGCUGUCAUCCAAUGGAAUCGUCCUGAUGAAAAAUGACAAUAAUAUUUUGCCAUUCGAGAAACAGAAAACUACUGCCAUCAUUGGUCCCAACGCGGCUUAUGCAGCUUAUUGUGGUGGCGGAUCAGCUUCACUGUUGCCAUACUAUGCUAUCAGCCCCCUUGAUGGUAUCCGGAAACAGGUGCCACAUGCGAAAUAUGCUCUGGGCGCACCAGGCUGGAAAGCGCUUCCACUCAUGACACGAUUGACCAAGACCAAGCAGAAUGAAAAUGGGUUGACGAUGAGAGUGUUUUUGGAGCCCGCCUCCGUAACAAAUCGCAAGGCCAUCGAUGAGGUCUCUGUGAACAAGUCGGAUAUUCUCUUGGUCGAUUACAAACACCCCUUGAUCAAAUCAUCUCUCUAUUGGCUCGAAUUGGAUGGUACCUUCACUCCUGAGGAGACCACCGACUAUGACUUCAGUCUGUGUUGCGCGGGAACGGGCAAAGUCUGGGUGAAUGGAAAAUGCGUCGUUGACAAUGAGACCCACCAACGCCCGGGUAGCUCGUUCUUUGGCGCUGGCACCGCAGAGGAGGUCGGAAGGAUGAGACUAGAAAAGGGAGAGACAUACGACAUCAAAGUCACCUUCGGCACGCUCCCGACCAUGACGUUCAGUACUCCGGGUACAACUGGCUUCGGUGCAGGAGGACUGAGGGUGGGACUCGAGCGCAAAGCCGAAAUUAAAACCGAAAUUGAAAAAGCAGUUCAGCUCGCGAAAGAGGUCGACCAAGUUAUCCUGUGCGCAGGGCUGAAUAGUGAGUGGGAAUCGGAAGGGUAUGACAGGGAACAUAUGGACCUACCACCGGGCAGUGACGAUCUCAUCAAGGCCGUUCUCGCCGCCAACCCCAACACCGCCAUCGUGAUCCAAUCUGGAACACCCGUCACUAUGCCCUGGCUGAAGGAUGCUCCCGCUGUCCUUCAAGCCUGGUACGGCGGUAAUGAGACAGGCAAUGCUAUUGCAGACGUCAUCUUCGCCAACACCAAUCCUAGCGGCAAGUUGCCCCUGAGCUUCCCAGUCAAGAACGAAGACAACCCAGCUUUCCUGAACUACAAAUCGGAACGCAACCGAGCCAUCUAUGGUGAAGAUGUCUAUGUCGGAUACCGGUUCUAUGAAAAGACCAAGAAGGAAGUCGCCUUCCCUUUCGGCCACGGUCUCAGCUACACGACUUUUGAGAUCAAAGAUGUGUCCGUCAGCGACGAAGAUGUCGAGAUCGUGGUCUCUGCUACGGUUUCAAACACCGGCAAGCUGGACGGCGCGCAGGUCGUCCAAGUCUACGUCGCACAACAAAACCCAAGCAUCAAUAGACCGCCCAAGGAAUUGAAAGGUUUCACCAAGGUCUUUGUGAAGGCUGGGGAGAGCGAGAAGGCCGAGAUCGUCAUCUCCAAGAAGUACGCCACGAGCUUCUGGGACGAAGCGAGGGAUUCGUGGGUGAUGGAGAAGGAUGUCUUUGAUGUCCUGGUGGGCGAUUCGAGUGCCAAUACGCCGCUCAAGAAGCAGAUUCGUGUGAACCAGACAGUUUGGUGGAGGGGAUUGUAA
This is a messenger RNA of Fonsecaea multimorphosa CBS 102226, 2511 nucleotides long. RefSeq lists its product as uncharacterized. Gene Ontology annotation, molecular function: beta-glucosidase activity. The record is from RefSeq and is a predicted model, not a curated record. Lineage: Eukaryota; Fungi; Ascomycota; Eurotiomycetes; Chaetothyriales; Herpotrichiellaceae. The coding region runs from base 1 to 2511 and encodes 836 amino acids. The transcript has 3 exons. Gene Ontology annotation, biological process: glucan catabolic process.